This is a messenger RNA of Heterobasidion irregulare TC 32-1, 1238 nucleotides long. RefSeq names its product ABC transporter. Bases 34 to 951 code for a protein of 305 amino acids. Gene Ontology annotation, biological process: ribosomal subunit export from nucleus; translational initiation; translational termination. The record is from RefSeq and is a predicted model, not a curated record. The transcript has 5 exons. NCBI's taxonomy places the organism in Eukaryota, Fungi, Basidiomycota, Agaricomycetes, Russulales, Bondarzewiaceae. Gene Ontology annotation, molecular function: ATP binding; ribosomal small subunit binding; ATP hydrolysis activity.
GAUUUCAUCUGCUGCUUGUACGGCAAGCCGUCUAUGUACGGUGUCGUAACGAUGCCCUACUCUGUCCGAGAAGGCAUCAAUAUUUUCUUGGAUGGUUUCAUUCCAACGGAGAACUUGCGGUUCCGGGAGGAAUCUCUGUCAUUUAAAAUGGUGGAGACUGCAGAGGAAGUCUUGAUCGACAAGACUCGGCACUAUUCGUACCCGAGUAUGACGAAGACGCUCGGCGACUUUAAGCUGACCGUCCAAGAAGGCUCGUUUACGGACUCGGAGAUCAUCGUCAUGUUAGGUGAGAACGGGACAGGCAAGACGACGUUUGUGCGUCUGCUCGCUGGCGACACGCCCGAUGUGGAGACGGACAAGCAGAAUCUAUCGGUGUCACUGAAACCGCAGACGAUCUCUCCAAAGUUCCCCGGCAGCGUGCGAAUGCUACUACUCAAGCGGAUCAAGCAGUCGUUCAUGCACGCACAGUUCCAGACGGACGUCAUCAAGCCGAUGAAGUUGGAGGCAAUCAUGGACCAGGAUGUCAAAACUCUUUCUGGAGGAGAGCUGCAGCGUGUAGCCAUUGUGCUCGCCCUUGGCAUGACAAACGUGUCGGUUUAUCUUCUUGAUGAGCCCAGCUCGUUCUUGGACUCUGAGCAGCGUAUCAUUGCAUCCAAAGUCAUCAAGCGGUUCAUUCUCCACGCUAAGAAGACCGCUUUCGUCAUUGAGCACGAUUUCAUCAUGGCAACUUAUCUUGCUGACCGUGUCAUCGUGUUUGAGGGUCAGCCCUCCAUUUCUGCAACCGCAACGCCACCACAAUCGUUGGUGACUGGCAUGAACAAAUUCCUUGCGUCCCUUGAGAUUACCUUCCGCCGCGACCCUACGAACUACCGUCCUCGCGUGAACAAGCGGCACAGUGUCAAAGACAGGGAACAGAAGGCCUCGGGCAACUACUUCUUCCUCGAGGAUUAAAAACGCUCAAGGAAUACUUGAGCAUGUCUACUGAACACUAUUGGUCCGCCCACGUUGUGUUUAGGGCAGGACGUAAUUCUUACAAGCAGCAGUUAAUCACACUGGGGAAAGGGGGUCAGGCAUCACUGCAGUCCGAAGAAUGGUGCUGGCUGUUUUGAGAAUUGCCAGAUAAAUGCACUGUAAGGAUGUAAUGAAUCACAGGCACGAUGACAGGCAACUGUAUUCUUUAAUCUGUAGCAGUAUGGAUGCUUUCAUUUCCAUCGUUUAUCUAUUGCCCAUCCGUGCAG